Messenger RNA from Aedes aegypti (yellow fever mosquito), 3006 nucleotides. RefSeq names its product latrophilin-like protein LAT-2. Gene Ontology annotation, biological process: G protein-coupled receptor signaling pathway; cell surface receptor signaling pathway. Bases 1302 to 2552 code for a protein of 416 amino acids. Lineage: Eukaryota; Metazoa; Arthropoda; Insecta; Diptera; Culicidae. The record is from RefSeq and is a predicted model, not a curated record. Gene Ontology annotation, cellular component: membrane. Gene Ontology annotation, molecular function: G protein-coupled receptor activity. The transcript has 9 exons.
CAGUCAGUUGUCGGUCAACUUGUGCACGUGCAUCAUCUCCCAAAGGGGGGAACCUACAAUACGGCUUCGGACCCAACUUGAGGGAGGCGACCCAUCGAUUGGACCUUAAUUUAUUCUGCUUCGGUCGCUAAUCGUGUAUCCUGCGGCGGUGGUGGAAAACUGCCUCGAGUGUGUGGCAAAAGGCGGAGGAAAAGGGCGGAACCGUUUGCGCUUUCGGAUAUUGUUUGCGUGGUGGGGUGGUUGGGAGGUUGAGCGGAAGUGAUGGGAAAAAAGACGUACCGUUGUUUGGGUGGCUGAUUUGGAAGAAAAUCGUCUUAUUGUGCGGUGUGGUGUCUUGUGAAGGCUGAGUCGGCGAGGUGCGGCCUAACGAAGUUUAGCCCGAGUUUGAUUUUUCGCUGUUCGUUGUGCACAGAGUAAGGAACUCGUGUGUAUUAUAUCAAGCAGUAAAUUAUCAUAUCAGUAUAAUUAGUGAAUUGGUGAGUUAACGUGAGCCCAAAAUAAUCGCACGAGAGGAGAUUGGAUUUUGGUGAACAACUUUGUUGAAAGGGGAAAGAUUGGUCUCGCAUGGAAUGUUCGGUACGACCAAAAUACAAAUUGGAAGCUUAGUGAAAGUGUUGAAACAGCAAUAUCGCCCCCGUUGGUAUGCAAUACGCACGGUUGAGUACCUGUUCGGAAAAAGGGUCUCUUAUUUAUAUUUUCACCGGUAAACGGCAGCUGUGACUCGACGAGGACAACACAAGAAGCGAUCCCCUGUCGACGGAACAAUUCACGUUAAAUUUGGUGUGAAGAAGGUACAGGACCCGAGUGUGCCGUCAUGGUUCAGUGGUACGCAGAGUAAAACAACAAACAAAACCCAAACGAACGGAAAAAAAAUCUAACCGACCCAUUCCUGGGUGGUAAUUUAGUGUGCAAAAAGUUCCCAUAAGUGACGGGGCUCCGUAUUAUACCUACAUAUCGAACCGGCGAGCUUCUGCCCCGAGAGUGUGCAAAGUGAAACCCAAUAAGGUGGAAUCAAACAAAUAAUAGAAAAAGGUCCGAGAACGGAGAAGCCAGGGGAGUAGUGAUUUGGCACCAGAAUGAAGAAAAAUGAGGAAAUUUGGGGAUCGAAUUGAAGCCGAUCCUUCCGGGCUUGGAUUGUUCCCGACGGGGGUCUGAACUGGAAGCUGAAAGGGCUACGCAGUUUUGGAUUGGGGUUACAGCUUGGAUAUUUUAAGCAGUGCUUUCCUUUUCCUCUUGUUCGUAGGACGACGAGGACGACGACGCUAGGAGACUAUAAGGACGACCAGGCUUGAGCACAUAUCAUGGAAACGCUCUACACCGGACACAUCCACGGGUUUCCACCGGCGGCCAACGUUUCGUACGGUUCGCUGAGCACGACCUGGGGUUCCCAGGGGGGGCUCAUUGCACUGGGGGUGGUCCUGGGGAGCUCCGUCAGCCUGGUGGGGCUGGCUUUUGCCUUCAUUACGUACAGCUUGUUUUCCGACCUGAAGUCGUUGGCAGGCACGGCCCUCCUCAGCUUGCUCGCGUCACUCUUCAUGAGCCAGCUGCUGUUCGUGAUCGGUGUGGGUGGCGUUCAGGACACCGAACUUUGCCUUUCGCUGUCGUUGGCUUUGCUCUUUAUGAAAUUGGCCUCGAUGUGUUGGCUGUGCUGCUGCUGUCACCACGCGCUAAUGCUGUUUCGAUCCAGCACGAAUCUGAACCCAAGUCCGGAGCCCAGCAUGGGACGAGCGUUGGCGCAUUACAGCUUGCUUUCGUGGGGCUUUCCACUGCUAAUGCUGGGUGUGGCCGCCGCCUUCAAGUACAAAGAGCGGGACGUGAAAAUCACCGGGGCACAAGUCAUCGCACAAAUCGUGCACGACCUGAACGGCGAUAGUCAUUGUUGGCUGAUGGAAGGUUCGGCGUACAUCUGGGGCUUUCUGGUGCCGGCGGUGGUGCUUCUGUUUGCCGGAUUUUACCUCGCUUGCCAGGGUGGUGGAGCGGUCAAGAUUGCCGCAGCACUGCAAAUCGACAGCCGGGCCAAGAACAAGCUGGUCAAGAAACGGGGCCUCCAGAUCGGACUGUUCUUCAAGAUUCUGAUCGUACUGUCCACGGUGGUCUUUCUGGGAGCGAUAGCCUCGAUUUGGAAUGUUGUCGAACUUUGGUCCAUCUACAGCAUCGCACAAGGCAUCCAGGGCCUGGUGAUAGCGAUGCUCGUAUCAUGCAACUGCAAGAUCCUGAAGCUCUACUCGGCGCCCCGCAGUCAAAAGUCCCGCCGGGGAACGUAUCGCAGCCUCAAGGACGGCGAAGGGGGCCGCUACGGUGUCCUCUCGGUGACCAAUCCCAACUACGAAGACAUUCCGCCGAUGCAGCAUGCCUUCGCGCCGAUUCCGGAACCUGAGGAAUCCCCAUCGCCGGCGCACAGCUACGUCAAGAUGGCCUACCGGGAGCGUCACUUCGUCGAGCGGACAGACGUGGUUGUGCCCUCGGCCCUGGACUGUGCCUUCAGCGGGGAACUGUCCACCUCGUUGGCGAUCGAGGAAAUCCCACGCAGCCCUCUGCCGACCUCGGUGUGAAACCUGCCCGGGUUGAAAUGGAUGCGGCAGUUGGCCUAGCGUGCUGCGCUUUGGUUUGAGUUAUUGGGAAGAGGGGGCUUAGUGACGACAAUAAACGGAAGCCUGGGGAUCCAGGGGUGGUGCGACGAUGCCCUGCGUGAAAAACUACUACUAACUAUAUCAUACGGUGUAGCGUGCAUAUCUAGGUCAUAUCAGAGAUGAAAUAUCAACUAUAUUGUAUAUCAAGAUGAUUGUGUGUAUUUUAGGAGAAGGCUAGUACUUCAGAGAUUUUCGGCGAAGAAUGAUGUACAUACUGAAAAGAGAAAGAUUGAUUCGGUAAGGAGUAAGAAUCAUUCGGGUAAUGGAACUGUGUAGGAUGCUUUUAGGACAAGGUGGUCCGUUUGUUGAAAAUAUAUUGAGCCGUCAGUAGAAUACUGCACCAAGAAAGUAUGUAAAGAUGCAUUAGCUAAUACAA